Messenger RNA from Lizanozyma spartinae, 4014 nucleotides. RefSeq lists its product as uncharacterized. NCBI's taxonomy places the organism in Eukaryota, Fungi, Ascomycota, Pichiomycetes, Serinales, Debaryomycetaceae. Bases 1 to 4014 code for a protein of 1337 amino acids. Gene Ontology annotation, biological process: vacuolar acidification. Gene Ontology annotation, cellular component: RAVE complex. The record is from RefSeq and is a predicted model, not a curated record. Gene Ontology annotation, molecular function: protein binding. The transcript is spliced from 2 exons.
AUGACAGAAAUCUCCAAAAUCGACCACAUCAAUGGCUUGAUAUUUGUGGCAGUGACCAAUAAGGUGUUGGUAUUCAAACCGGUCAAUGAGUACAUGAAGAUCCCUAAGUGGACGCAAUGUUUGGUGUUAGAAUUGGACGGCCGAGAUGACUUGGCCAAUUGCAUUAGUUGGGCUCCUUUUGAAGAUGAGUUGAUCAUUGGUAGCACUAAGGCCCUUCAUUUGUAUCAUAUAUAUAAUGAAUUCGGUCAAUGGAUAGCCACCAAACGAUGGCAUAUGGACCAACCAUUGCCAGUCUACCAAAUCAAGAUCACCACGACUUCGUCUAGAAUAGUGGUUUCUAGUGGCGCAUAUGAUCGUUUCAUCAAGGUAUGGUCUCGAAUAAAAUAUGGGGAUGAUAACACCCUUUUUGGACUCUCGUACAUUACUUUACCCAGGGGUAAAUUUGUUAUCGACUUACAAUGGAGACUUAUUUCGUUGGCUGAAUAUGCUAGUACUUCUUCAAAGGACGAAUUGGAUGGAAGCAUGGCCAAUAUAAAGAAUAUAAGAGGCUACAUUCACACUACUUCAACAGAUAACAAUGAUGUGCUUUAUGUCUUUACUAACGACCGAACUUUAAGUGCUUAUGGUACUUAUGAAUAUAAUGGGCAUGGUCAUAUUAAAGAGCUCUCAAGCUUAGAUUUAAAUUCUGCAUUCGAUGAUCCUAAUGCCGUGGCCGUAUCGUAUUUGAUUGUGGACAAUGGUGCCAUUUCUUGUGCUUUUCUUAGUAGUUUUGGCUUAUACAUUGACGAAUUUGAAAAUAAAGAUCUCAUCUUUGUUUGCAAUCUGGAAGGUAAAAUGGCUGCUUAUCUAAUUGGAAUUAACCCCUUGAGCUUAGUGUUCCAAAGGGUUCCUCAAUUGGAUUUCAAUUUCACUCUUGAAUGUUUCCCAGAUUUUGAUAGCGGUGUACUUUGUGAACAACUGGAAGAAGUCCAGCUAAGUCCAAUUAUAUUCCCCAGAAUCGUUUCUGUUGGUAAGGAGAAUCAGCUUGUAUUAUUGUUGUUUGACCGAAUCAAAAAUAGCAUACGAUUCCAAAUCGUUUAUGUGGUCACUAACAAUGCAGAUAGAACCACUAAAGUGGUUUCCAAAUUAUACGAUAAACUACAGGGCCAUACCAAGUCCAUAAGGAAGCUUUUUUCUUCCAAUAGUUCUGAUCCUUUGAGGAGUGUUUUGCUCUCGAUACUGAACUUCCCGGAGUUCAAUUAUAUUUGGGAGCCAUUGAUAUUGGAUCCUGUUGACGGUCAAAUGACCAUUUCAAAGUCAUUUACUUUGAGUGUAACUCGUGAUGAUAGUGAUGGUGACACUGAUGCUUGUGGGAUAUUCAAAGCUGCUUUAUUAAACGAUAUUUCACCUCCAAAUGGUCGAUAUAGACAUCAUUUGGUGGUGUUGGCGGAGAAAGGAGGGUACAUUAGUUUGUGGAACUGUGAAGGUGGUAAAAGCAGUAAAGAUUGUGCUGAAUUGAUUCAACGGUUACCUAUUUUGGCUACUGAUUUAUCUAAUAAAAUCUUGGAUGAACCUAAAGCUUUCAUAUUAACUUCUAUGCCUGAUGAUCCAAAGACCUAUUUUGUCAUAUCAAUAUUUGAAAAUAACUUGAUCCGUGGUUGGUUGUUAAAGAUUAACAGCAAUAAGAUAACUUUAAAUAAUACGGAGCUGCCUGAUGCUUAUUUGUCACCGAUAAAAGUUGAUAAUUUACCUCAGACUGAAAGGAUAAGACAAAUUGCGGUUAUUGAUUCCAUUGUUACGGAGGAUAGAAAGGAUGUUGUUUCUGUUAUAGAUUCAAAGGGUAAGCUUACGGUUUUCUCUUUGGAUUGGAAUGAUACCUUUAAAACUGCCUCGUGGAUGCCUUCAACUCUGGUUCACACUAACAUCAGCAAUGCUAGUUUUAUUCAUGGGUCCUCAAUGAUUAACAAAUUCGCUAUUGUUGAUGAAAGUGGUUGUAAGUUAACUAUUUGGGAUACAAAGUCUCGACUCUUGGAAUAUGAAGAAGAAUUCCCCCCCUCAAAACGUGGUCAGAUCAAAGACAUUGAUUGGACGUUCCUGAAAGCUGGCAAGUAUUCUACUUCCAAUGCUUUGCUUUCGGUAGGGUUUGAAAGAUGUGUUCUUUUGUAUUGUCAAUUGCGGUAUGACUAUACCAAUAAUUACCCGAGCUUUGCGAUGAUCAAAAAAAUAGACAUUUCCAGCUACACUCUGCACGAGAUUGGUGACUCCAUCUGGUUAAGUGAUGCUCAUCUAGUCAUUGGAAGUGGUAACCAGUUUUUCAUCGAUGAUAAAUGGGUUAAAUUAGGUAGCACUCAUCUUGAUUUGAUCAUUAGAGAAUUAAUGGUAGGAUACACGGAAGGUGAGCAUCAUUAUGGAAAGACUGCUAAGGAAAAAAAGGAAUUGGUAUAUGGAGUUGAUUAUUUAUCCAAUGUUCUCAAUGGACCUCUUCCUAUUUAUCAUCCUCAGUUUUUAAUCCAAAGUUUGUUCUUGAACCAAGAGUUAUUUGUCAAGAACAUUUUAGUUAGGUUAUUCAAUUGUUUAAGACGUGGAACGGAACUAACCUGGGAUUUGGGUAUAAAUGUUUAUGAUGAACUUUUAUAUGGGAAACAUAUAUCAGCAGUUCAAACAGCUUCAUCGAGUGUGUCUGACUUUUCACAGUUAGAUGUCUUUCAAGAUUACAACCAAGAAUUAAGCAAUUUGUUGGUUUCAAACUUGAUGAAGGUCACUGUUCCCUUGCUCACCAGACAUCAACAGAUUACGCUUAUUUCUUUGAUUGGAAUCAUUGACGAAAUAGAUAAGUUUGCUUUAUCUCUUGAUGAGAACGGAAUGAGAUUCCUAAUUGGGUACAAGUUAUUCCAAAAGUCUUCCAAGCAAUCCGAAGUCACCAUGAGAGACAUUAAUUGGGCAUUGCAUAGUGAUUCCAAGGAAGUACUUGAAGGAAUUAUUGUUAAUGAUUUCAAAAGUCGUAUGAAAUGGGAGAACAUUAAACAAGUGGGUUUCGCUUAUUGGCUCCAUCCUCGUCAAUUGGUGAAAAUUAUAGAGCAAUGUGCACGUACUGAGUUCAAUGAAGAAAGAGACCCGAGUGGUAAAGUUUCUUUGCUCUAUUUGGCAAUUAGAAAGAAACAAAUCUUACUUGGCUUAUGGAGAACUGUACCUCAUUCAGAACAGGCUAAGAUGCUUAAGUUCUUGAAAAACAAUUUCAAUGAGCCUCGAUGGAAACUGGCGGCGUUGAAGAAUGCCUUUGUCCUUCUUUCAAAACACAGAUAUCUCGAUGCUGCCUAUUUCUUUUUGUUGGCUGAUUCAGUGAAGGAUUGUUGUGUGACAAUUGCGAAUAAAAUGGACGAUAUUCAAUUAGCAUUGGCUGUUGCCAAAGUAUACGACUUUACAAAGCCUCCAACUGAAGACAAAUCAAAGCAUUGUGUUCAAAGCAUCAUUGAAAAUUAUAUUAUAGCCAAAGCUGUUCAAGAUGGAGAUCGGUGGACUACAUCGUGGGUAUUCUGGGAGUUAGACUAUCGCAACUUGGCUAUUCAGGCUUUGAUAAAGACCCCCUAUAGGGUAGUACGAGAUAAUUGGAACAUUUUCAGUCAACUUUGUAUUAAGAACUAUUUGAACGGUAUAGUUGUGGCUACUGCCUCAAAGAUCUAUUUCAAAGAUGACCCUGCAUUGGUGAUAUUGUAUGGACAACUACGGAAUAGAGAGCAUAAAGAUGAAAUAAAUGAACUAGAUGUUUUGAACAAGGCAUGUUUGCUUUAUACUCGAAUGGGAUGUGACUAUUUAACCAUUUGGUUGGCCAACAAUUGGAAAUUUAUUCAUGAAGAACAAGGUUCCCAAAAUAAUAAGAAUGGGUCUUCUUCUACUGCUGUUGCACCUACUAUAGUAUCUGCACCUAGAACAUUGAUAAGGAGAGGAUCAGUAUUGGCUACUCCUGACCUUUCCAAUAGAUCUGCACCUCCUCCAGUGGCAUUUGAAGAGCCAGAUAUGAGUGCUUUUGGGUUCUAG